Molecule: messenger RNA, 937 nt
Organism: Amphiprion ocellaris (clown anemonefish)
Lineage: Eukaryota; Metazoa; Chordata; Actinopteri; Pomacentridae
Product: diamine acetyltransferase 1
Exons: 6
Coding region: 188-703 (171 amino acids)
Molecular function (GO): N-acetyltransferase activity
Source: RefSeq, a predicted model, not a curated record
GGCAGUUAAGCGGCAGCGACCCGGCCGAAGGGCGACUCUAACUGGAUGUUCUUGUCUCAACAAACGCGUCCGGACCAGAGGCUGACUGUGGGGAUAAAGCCACUCUGAAGCGAAUGAAGAAACAUCUAAUCUUCCACUUCACAUACAGAGGUCUUCUCACGAAAGGAAAAAAGAGUAAAAGAAGAAAAUGGAUUAUAAAUUACGAAAAGCUGAACCCAAGGACGUGUCUGAUAUAUUACGACUGGUGAAGGAACUUGCAAAAUACGAGGAGAUGGAGCACCAGGUGACACUGACUGAGAAAGAGCUCCUGGAGGAUGGAUUCGGUGACACCCCGUUCUACCACUGCGUCAUCGCUGAAACCCAAGGAGAGAGCAGCAGUGACGAUCCGAGGGUGGUGGGCUUCGCCAUGUACUACUUCACCUACGACCCCUGGGUGGGCAAGCAGCUGUACCUGGAGGAGUUCUACGUGAUGGACGAGUACAGAGGGCUGGGCAUCGGCUCGGAGAUCCUGCGGCACCUCAGUGACCUGGCCAUGAAGACGCGCUGCACCGGCAUGAUGUUCGUGGUGGCCCAGAACAACGAGCCGUCCGUCCAGUUCUACAAGCGUCGCGGAGCCGAGGAUCUCUCCCAGGAGGAGGGCUGGAGGCUGUUCAGGUUCGACAAGGACAGCCUGGUCAAGAUGGCCACGCCGGCCGAGGAGUGACCGAGGAGGAGGAAGAGGAGGGAGGACGAAGGUCUGGAUGGAGACCACUCGACUCUCCGUUCAGACGACAGGAGUUCAGCUUCUAAACAGGGAAUCUAGUUUCACAGUAAUAGGUUUGUGUUUGUAGUGAAUCUGAAGCACAUGUUUAACCAGCGUUUCAUUAAUAACGUUUUAUUAACCGUAUAGUUGUAGCGUAAACAUUGAUUAAGUUUCAAAUAAAACUAACUGAUCUCA